Messenger RNA from Besnoitia besnoiti, 1794 nucleotides. RefSeq names its product pyridoxal kinase. Gene Ontology annotation, biological process: pyridoxal 5'-phosphate salvage. The record is from RefSeq and is a predicted model, not a curated record. Gene Ontology annotation, molecular function: pyridoxal kinase activity. Gene Ontology annotation, cellular component: cytosol. The coding region runs from base 1 to 1794 and encodes 597 amino acids. NCBI's taxonomy places the organism in Eukaryota, Apicomplexa, Conoidasida, Eucoccidiorida, Sarcocystidae. The transcript has 2 exons.
AUGUUGCAAGGCACAGAAGAGGAUGGGGCCGACGGAGGGGUCAGAGGCACAAAACGGUGCCGCAAGGACGAUGCCGGCGACGCAUCUGCCCGCCUGCUUCCGUCGAUUCUCUGUCUCCAAUCUCAUGUUGUCCGGAGUUGUGUUGGCGGUCCAGCGUUUACCUUCCCGCUGCAACACCGAGGCUUUCAAGUCGGGUGUAUAUAUACAACGCAGUUUGUAGAUAUGUACGUACACAAGGGAACAGUCCUUACUCCGCUUGCUUUGAGGACUCUACUUGACGGCGUAGCGCCGACAUCGGAAGCCAUUCGCCGAACAGAGGACAGACACAACCGCUCGCUUCGCACGGUGUGCGGACAUCCUGGCAGCGCGCCUGCUCGUGCGUGCCGCGGAGGCGAACCCUGCAGUGACUGCCCUCCCACAAGAAACGAGGCCGAAUGCUUCAGCGACUCCUCCAUCGACUCCACUCUGGCGCCAGAUAACCCGGAGAGCAGGAAGCUGAAGGGCUGGUCCACGAGGCCGCACGACUACAUUGCCUCUGGCUUCAUUGGCAACGUACCCCUUAUCGCCGAGUUCUCCCGGUGGCUGCGCAGGAUCCGCGGGUUCUACGCAGCUGGACAGUGCAGGGGACCCAUUUUCUUAUGUGACCCUGUGCUUGGCGACUGUGGCCAGGUGUAUGUGCCCGCUGAAUGCCUGACAGCGUAUGCUCGUCUCCUCCUUCCUGUCGCUGACAUCAUAACACCGAACCAGUGGGAGGCGCUUUGGCUGUCACGCCAAGACAUCCUAUCGACACCAGAUGUCUUCAAUGCAAACAAUUGUCUUGAGGAUAAAACUGUACAAAACGUCGCAUCUGAUUCGUUGCCUCAAAACGCCGGAAGUGGCUGGCAGCCCUUCAGCAGUCCCGGGGGAUCAGCGGCGGAGGAACGGCCAACGCUUUCAGAUGCGCUCCGCCUCGUAAACAGGCUCCACGCCUUUGGACCUGAGAUUGUCAUUAUAACGUCUAUGGAACUUUCUGGUGAAGGCAGCCAGUUGGUUUCUGAAGAAGCCGGGGAAACGUCACGCCAGACGGGGGAAGGCGAGCCAUCCACAGAUUCCUCCCCUUACCUGUAUCUGAUCGCCUCCCGCCAGCGCAGGGAUGCUCCGCGGUGCACGCCUGCUUGCUGGGAUGAGACCUCCGUAAGACUAGUUGGACUUUCUACUGCUGCCACCCUGCAGGGCGACCAGAAAUCAUCAAUAUCUGCUGCUGCUGCUGCUGCAUCUCGGUCACCUGAUGGGAUGCAAGUGAACAUCGACUGUUGCGAAGACCGUUGGAGGCAGAACGAGCACGGUACCAGCAUGUCGGGAAGAAUCCAAGAGGCAAGACAGCGGCUAUCGUCUUCGUCGCCGCCUGGAGAUGAGUCCGAGGCAGAUUUGCCCCCGGCGUCGGUGUCGGUGGAGCUGGGCUCUCCUUCCGCAUGCCGCGAAAUAACGCGAGAGCAACAACCGGGCACGGGGCUCACACAGGACGAGGAAGAUGACGUCGUGUAUGUGGUCCGCUUUCCCAAGCUGCAGACGAAUCUGUGUGGCACGGGAGAUGCCUGGGCUGCCCUGUUUUUGGCGGCUUUCCACGAAUCUCGCUUCUGUCUUCGCCGCGCCGUUGAGACUGCGGUAGCUGGUACCCAGGCGGCAAUCCUCCAUACUGUCAGUCUCCAUGGAACACAAAGUGAAUGUAUUGACAUUGUAGGCAGCCGGAGCGCUGUUGAUGCAGCUCCUAUCGUUCACAGGGCGAGGCGGAUCGAGCGCAAGCUUAAGGCGUAG